GAAAGACCAUCAUUUGAACCUACAAAUAUCAAAGCUCCCUUUUUGGAACAAUUCACACCCGAUUGGAAUACACGUUGGUCACCUUCAGGUGCAACAAAGAAACAAUCAGGCGGUGAAGUGUUCUCUUAUGUUGGUCAAUGGUCAGUUGAAGAACCUACCGUCUUCCCCGGUCUAAAGGAUGACCUUGGUUUGGUUGCUAAAUCAAAAGCAGCUCAACAUGCAAUCUCUGCCCCAUUCAAAGAGGUUGUCGACCCAAAGAAAGCCGCAAAAGAAGGCAAACCAUUGGUGGUGCAAUACGAAACAAAAUUGCAAAACGGCUUGGUUUGUGGUGGUGCAUACUUGAAAUUGUUGACCGAAUCGCCCGAAGGAAUUCAAGCAAAGGAAUUCUCCGAUCAAACACCAUACACAAUCAUGUUUGGACCGGACAAGUGUGGACAAACAAACAAAGUUCAUUUCAUCUUCCGUCACAAGAACCCAAAGACGGGUGAAAUCGAGGAGAAGCAUCUAAAUAACGCACCUUAUGCUAAAUUGUCCAAAGUUUCCGCUUUAUACACACUCAUCGUUCAUCCUGACAACACUUUCCAAGUCUUGAUCAACAAUGAUCAAAGGAGAAACGGAACAUUGUUUGAUGACUUUGAACCUUCAGUCAACCCAGAUAAGGAGAUCGAUGAUCCAAAAGAUAGCAAGCCUUCUACCUGGGUCGACACACCCCGCAUUCCCGACCCUAAAGCAGAGAAGCCUGCCGAAUGGGAUGAAGAUGCAGCUCCUGAAAUUCCUGACCCUGAUGCCGAGAAGCCCGAAGGCUGGUUGGAUGACGAACUUUUGACAAUCCCUGAUCCUGAUGCUAUCAAGCCAGAAGAAUGGGAUGACGAAGAAGAUGGUGAAUGGGUCGCACCAACUGUGCCUAACCCAAAGUGUGCCGAUGCUCCAGGAUGCGGUGAAUGGGUCCGCCCUACGAUCCCUAACCCUGCAUUCAAGGGUAAAUGGACUGCACCUUUGAUCGAUAACCCAGAAUACAAGGGAGAAUGGAAACCAAAGAAGAUUGCCAACCCCAACUACUUUGAAGACAAGAACCCUAACUUCUUCUCUCCCAUUAAAGGUAUUGGAUUUGAAAUUUGGACCAUGGACGAAGACAUUUUGUUCGACAACAUCUAUGUUGGUCACAGUAUCGAAGAUGCCCGUGAACUUGCCCGACAAACCUUUGAUGUCAAACUCCCAAUCGAACAAAACAUCGAAAAGGAAGAUUUGGAAAAGAAGAAGGAAGAGGAAGAAAAACAAGUUAAAGAUGAACCUCUUGGAUUCGCAAGAAUGCAAAACACUUUGUUGGACUUUUACAGCGAUCUCAAAGUUGACCCAAUCGCUGCUAUCAAGGCACAACCUAAUGUUGCUGGUUUGUUGGCUGCUAUUAUUGCUGCUGUGUUGGGU
Messenger RNA from Meira miltonrushii, 1425 nucleotides. Its product is annotated as Calreticulin-domain-containing protein. Gene Ontology annotation, biological process: protein folding. Gene Ontology annotation, cellular component: endoplasmic reticulum; endoplasmic reticulum membrane. The transcript has a single exon. The annotation marks the transcript as partial. NCBI's taxonomy places the organism in Eukaryota, Fungi, Basidiomycota, Exobasidiomycetes, Exobasidiales, Brachybasidiaceae. Gene Ontology annotation, molecular function: calcium ion binding. The record is from RefSeq and is a predicted model, not a curated record.